Molecule: messenger RNA, 1198 nt
Organism: Pseudogymnoascus verrucosus
Lineage: Eukaryota; Fungi; Ascomycota; Leotiomycetes; Thelebolales; Thelebolaceae
Exons: 5
Coding region: 128-751 (207 amino acids)
Biological process (GO): nucleosome assembly; negative regulation of DNA recombination; chromosome condensation
Cellular component (GO): nucleosome; nucleus
Molecular function (GO): structural constituent of chromatin; nucleosomal DNA binding; double-stranded DNA binding
Source: RefSeq, a predicted model, not a curated record
CCCGUACACAACCAACCCCGCACAUCCACAAUUAUACCGACAAUUACGAUCAAAAGUUCCUUUGGAUCUUAAGAUAAUCCUUUACUACACUCAAUACUUAUAAACUAACGUUCAUACCAUCAUCAACAUGCCUCCAAAGAAGACCGAAGCUGGUGCCGCGAAGAAGUCCACUUCCGCUGGUCACUCAUACCAGGAUAUGAUUAAGGAUGCCAUCAUCAACCUUAAGGAGAGAAAUGGUAGCAGCCGUGUUGCCCUGAAGAAGUACGUCAAGGCCAACAACAACAUCAAUGCCACCGACAAGAUGUUCGACUCGCUCUUCAACAAGGCGUUGAAGUCGGGUGUCGAGAAGGGAGAGUUCAACCAGCCAAAGGGAUCGUCUGGCGGAACCAAGCUUGCCAAGAAGGAGCCAAAGCCUGCUGCUAAGCCAGCCGCAAAGAAGGCCGCCGCACCAGCCAAGAAGGCCACCACCACCACCAAGAAGGCUGCUGCCCCAAAGACUGCCGCCAAGCCAAAGGCCGCUGCCACCAAGAAGACUGCUGCUAAGCCAAAGGCCGCUGCACCAAAGAAGGCCGCACCCAAGAAGCCAGCUGCCAAGAAGGCCGCUCCUAAGAAGGAUAUCCCAGCCGUCGUUGAGAAGCCAACUGUCCUCGGCAAGACCAAGUCCGGCCGCGUAACCAAGACCACCGCGAAGACCCCCGUCGCCAAGAAGGCAGCGCCCAAGAAGCCUGCUGUCAAGAAGGCCGCUGCUUGAACUUGAACACUUGUUCAUGUUUUAACGGCUCUUUCUAUCAAUGACUUCGUGGCGUUUGGGGAGUUUCAGCGCGGCAGGGUGAUUAAUAUCGCUUGUGUCUGAUUAUUCGGGACUUACUCGGUUGGGAUAUGCUUUGUAUGGGGUUUUCUGCUAUCAUACUCAUGGGAUAUGAGGUGUGGGUUGGGCAACUCCAGGGAAGCACGGAGGAUCAUGUUUAUUCGCGUUAUUGUAGCUAGGGAUUCCCCGACCUUGUAUGGGUAAUGGUUGUGUUUGAGGAUUUUUCUGUAUCCUGCACUGCCGGAUUUCUGAGGGUUAUGACAAUAGGGGGCUUACUGGUUAUAAUUUUGGCGCGAGGUGGUGGGCUGGGAUGAUGAUGCUAUUACUGGAUGGCUUGUACUUAUACCAGAUGCAAUGAUGAUUAUUGAUCAGUUUUAAUUAUUCUGUUUU